GCUUCCAAACCUGAGCGCCCCGCCACCCGUCCCAGUCAGGAACAGUAUACAGCGACCACUCCAGCACUCUUCGAACGCGCCCUUGCUGCUCGAUGCCUUAAAGUGGUGAUGGGACCCCGGUAGCCGUCGAGAGUCAAUAACACCACGCGCCAUGCGCUCUUCACUUCUCCCCAACCUCGCUGCGGCCAGGAAGCCGCCGCGGAUUACGACCGACGUGCCUUCAGACCCUUCUGCUUCAGUCUAUUCCUGCACCGACUCCGGCUUCUACUCAGUUUCCGACGGCUCGUCGCCGCUGACUCCGACCUUCUCGCGCGGCCACCUCAGAUAUCCCAGCUCCACGUCGUCGCUAUCCUCGAGUCCGCCUACCCAUGAGCAUAUCGAGGGCCCUAACGGUUCCGGCAAGCUGCCCAAGCUUGCCGAGGAGCCAAUUGAGCCCGAGGAUGACUACAUGCUCGUCGACGUCGGCGAACUCUCACCAUGCUUAUGCGAUGUUGAAGUAUGUGCUCAUAGCAGGCCGUCGAAUCACCAGUCCCCGUCUGAUCGAGGAUACGACUUAGCGGACGAGUCAUUCGGCGAUGACUUCGAGUAUAUCUCGCAGCAUGCCGCAAAGCGACGGCGAUCAGGGGACUCGCCCGUCGAUGCCAUUACCAACAAGCUAGUGAACCGCUUUCCUUCUCUAUCACGAAGGCUACGCGACCGGAAAGGUGUGUCAGGCCUAGGCAUCGCCAGCAGGUCGUCGACACCAGCUCGCGCGCCCUCUAUGUCACGCUCGUCGUCUAUGACCGAUUCCAUUCAUCACGGUCUUGAGCAUGUCGACAAGGCUCUCUCUGCCCCUGCCAGGAGCAAUGCCGACUACCCGGACCAGCGCUCUGUUUCUUCACCGAUCGAAAUUCCCAGUGCAAGGACGCAUGACGUGGAAGAGCAAGAGGAGGAAGAACCACUACACCGCGAACGCCUGGCUUCUACUCCUCUAUUACCACCGAUGAUGGUCAAGCUCCGCAACGACGAUCUGCCUACCCAGUCCCCGCUUCAGUCCCCUACGGUGGCCGAUGCUACCUUUUCGUUCAACAACACUCCAGCUGGCACCCCUCAAAUUCCCGGAUUUGCAACCCCGCCUCUAUCUUCAAAACCGUCUGUGUCUUCAUUCCAGACGACACGCCCAGGCCACCUCGUGCCGUCGUCAGAGAUACCCCCAAUCAUGAUUGCCGAUCCCAACGAUGAAUGGUCUAUGAAGCUUGGACACGCAAACUUUACCAUCUACCCGGAACCCUACAUCCCGGAAUUUUGUGAUACUGCUUCUUGCAGGCAGCUGUUUGCUGACUGGGAGCAAGCGCGGCGCAACUUCACUAAGCACCAAGUCCGGACCGGGGAGUACUUUGGCGCAACGUCAAAAACGUACAUGCUCACCGAGAAGAAAUGGGCCGAGAUUGACGCAUCGUGGAAGAGGAAUAACGAUGUCGCGAUUGCAAGAGCCGCAGAGAUUGGGCAAGAGCCGCCAUCCUCAUCACCCCUCGAGCCAGCUCCUCUGACCAAGAUCCCUUCAUUACACGACCCCAAAAGCGAAGGCAAGUUCCCGAAGUUGGGCGACGAAGACAUUGUCGGACCAAUGGUCCAGAUUGCGUCCCAGAUCCAGCGGCGACCCUCACGGAAACGCGCCUUCUUGAAGUUCCUCAACGACAUCAGAUUUCCCGGCUCUUUUCUCAACCGAUCCUCCGUGGGCGUGCGUUCCGGUCGAUGACCUGCACGUCUCUUCUCUAUGAUACCUAUAUCUCGGCUUUGUAGACAUAUUUACGAAUAGACCUCGAGAACACCGGGUUGCGCCAUUUUUGGUCCGGAUCGCACCCGUGCUCUACGAAAGUCACGCCA
Mytilinidion resinicola is the source of this 1866-nucleotide messenger RNA. RefSeq lists its product as uncharacterized. Bases 152 to 1738 code for a protein of 528 amino acids. The transcript is spliced from 2 exons. Lineage: Eukaryota; Fungi; Ascomycota; Dothideomycetes; Mytilinidiales; Mytilinidiaceae. The record is from RefSeq and is a predicted model, not a curated record.